This is a messenger RNA of Centropristis striata (black sea bass), 2490 nucleotides long. RefSeq names its product lymphocyte specific protein 1 a (gene lsp1a). Gene Ontology annotation, molecular function: myosin binding; calmodulin binding; actin binding. The transcript is spliced from 14 exons. Gene Ontology annotation, biological process: muscle contraction. The record is from RefSeq and is a predicted model, not a curated record. Bases 148 to 1779 code for a protein of 543 amino acids. Lineage: Eukaryota; Metazoa; Chordata; Actinopteri; Perciformes; Serranidae.
GAAAGAGCUCAGCAGGACUGAAAACCACAGAGUCACACAGGAAAGUUAAACACUUCUACUCCAUUACAUCUCUGAGAGGGAGACCAGAAGAAGAAGAAAGGGAUUAGAAUAAGACAAAGUAAUUGAAGAAGAAUAAAAGAAGCCAACAUGUCCAAAGCUCUGCUGAGGAGAAACUCCAGCAAACAGGGUUUACAAAACCUGAUGAGGCUGACGGCUCAGAGGAGCGUGGAGGAUGCUGAGGAGGUGGAGAGGGAGCGCCGCCGCAAAGCUCGAGAGGCAACAAGCUGGACCAACGGUGGCUCGAUGCCCGGAGAGAUCUCAAAGGAGAACGAGACGCAGGAAGAGGAGAGCAUGUACGACGGCGACCGGAAGCCGAGCAGCUCUCCUUCUCUGGAGGAGGAUGAAGGCUUCAGCGACUGGACGCAGCGCAGGGAGAGACGGAGGCAGCAGCUCCUGCAGGAGGUCAACCAGGGAGCCGAGGAGGAGGAGGACGAAGAGGAGAUAAACAGAGCUGUACACGUAAAGACCGCCCAGGCCUCUGACACGUCCUCCAGCCGACUCCAGAGACAGGAGCAUGAGGAGGAAGAGAGGCUGGAGAUGGAGAGGAGGAAGAGGAGUCAGGAGGAAGCGCUUAGAGCUGAGAGGUUGAGGAGGGAGGAGGUUAAGAAGCCAAAUACAGAGGUGGAGAAAAGAAAAGAAGUUAAAAUCUCCUACACGUCCAAAGUGGUCCUUCACCAAGAGCCCAAACAUGGCAACGCCAAUGGAGACGCAACCAAAGAAGAAGUGACGUCGUACAAGAACAACAAGACAAAAAGAUCCAACAGCAGAGCCGUGGAGCCGGUGGAGGCCGAAGCCAUCCUGGAGACGGAGCAGCGUCUACAGAAGAUCCAGCAGAGCCUCCAGCAGAAGGAGAGCCAGGAGCUGGAACAGCUAAGACAUCGGCAGGUGGAGGCCGAGCAGGAGCUGGAGGAGCUGAAAAGGAGGCGUGAGGAGAGGCGUCGAAUUCGGGUGGAAGAGGAGCGCCGGAGGGAGGAGGAGGAGCAGCAGCAGCUGGCCAAAGAAGAGGAGGAGAGGAAGCAGAUGAAGGAAGACAUCGAGAGGAGGAGGAUGGAGGCAGCCGAGAGGAUGAAGAGCCUGAGUAUGUCCACCGUGGACGGAGACGAGAUGCUCAGUCCCUUCAGUGCCAGAGCUCCCACUCACAAGAUCACAGAGAGAACUGAGUCGCUGAACCGCUCGCUGAAGAAAAGUAACAGCUUUAAGAAGACUCAGCCUCUCGUCCUGCUGCCCAAGAUCGAUGACAAAAUGGAGCAGUACGCUCACGCUGUUGAGAACUCCCAGGAGGCGAGGGCAGUGAAGGCAUCGCUGGCAGACCUGCCCAGCUCACCGGAGGUUGUCUCCUCCAAGAAAAACCUGUUUGAGGUCGGAGAGGCCUGGAGCUGGAGCUCAGUCAAGGGACCCACCUGUAAGGACACUGAGGGGUUGAAGGUGGGCGUGGCCAACAGGAUCACUCAGUGGGUGAAGGGUCCGUCUGACAGCCGACAGUCACUCUGCAAGCCGGCAGAUGUGAGGCCUGGAGAUGUGAUGCAGAAAAAGAACAUGUGGGAGGGGAUUGGAGACUCGACAAGGCAACCCGGGCAAAGAGCCAAGGGAUCAGCAGCUGGUAAAAAGUACAAAUUUGUCGUCACUGGCCACGGAAAAUACGAGAAGAUCCCUAUGGAUAACGACAAUGGAGGAGAGUUCACUAACGGAGAGUCCGAUUUUUAUCAUGAUGAUUACUAAGGAGGUGCCAUUCCUUAAGGUCUAACAGAAGAAGCCGUCCCAGACUUUCAUUUAUAUCCAAUAAAUCACUUUUUCUGUCUCUCUCAGCUGGACAACCACAAACCAACAGCCCCAAUCUUAAAGAUUAUGUCAUCAAAUGUCUACAUGUUCAAUGUCCUCUAUUUGCUUUUGUAUUUUCUGACAUUCUGUUUAUGUAUAUAUUUGACCGUCAGCUUUAAUGUUGUUUUUUUUAAAUAUUCUCCAUUACAGUGUUUGAGGUGAACCGUGUUUGGUUGGUUUUGUAUUAUGGUGUGUUGGGAAACCUAAAAAUAUUUUAAAUUGACCACAUUCACAUUUUUCUUUAAGGUAGAAUUGAUGAAACACACUUUGGUUUAUUAUCUGUUCGGCACUUAUGACUAUAGAGAACAAUCUGAAAACAUUGAGCUUGGGACAGACAUUGUCAAAAACUGUAAAAAAUGAGUUAAUACAGACAAUAAUAACAACUCGCAGUAUAAAUCUAUACGUACCCAAAAUAGAGGACAUUGAUUUAGUCUCUGUUACACCUCAACAACUUUUAUUACCUGAUUUAUUCAAUCAAACUUUAUUUCCUGUGUAUGUUUUUAUCAGCUCUCUGUCUGUACUACUGCAAACGUUUUUAAUAUUCAUUUACUGAGAUUUCUGAUUGUACGUGUUUAUAACCCCUUUUCUUAAAUAAAUUUGAAUAAUUUUAUA